AUGGCGUUACAGAGGAUAUCAGCUUGGAGGGACAGGUAUGCUGAUAGCGCUUCCGUGGCCAUCGACUGCACGGCGGAUCUGGUUCGCUGCCAGUUGCGUGACUGGUCCGGACCGCUAAAUGAUGAUGAGCUGGUCCUGAUGUACGGGAUGGCCCUGGUAAGGUUUGUUAGCCUCAUCACAGAGCGCAAGAACAGGAGAAAACCCCGGACGAUGAAGAUGAUGGCUAGGAAGCUAAACAUCCCAGAGUGGUUGGUGAAUCUGAGGUACAAGGGAUGUGAGGCGGCCCUGGAGUGGCUCAAAGAAGAGUACUGCGCCAGGCAGUUCAGAGAGGAUGAGGAAACUGACCUCAAGCAGCAGGAGGAUGACGUCCUACAAAAGGUCGAGCAGUUUGCAUUGGAGUCCAGGGAUCUAUUGAUUGAUGUGCUGCUGGAGGAUGGAUUUCUGGUUCCUACCAUUGAGCAGCUAGAAGCAUUAGGCUGUGACACCUCUGACAGUGCCAGUCCCACUGAGCCCAGAGUCCCACAAACGUUCCUGCACCUUUGGCUGCCCCUGCUAAAGAUGGUCAGCUCACCAUCUUUUAUCCACCUCUUCCUCGAGAAGCUCUUUGUGAAACAGAAGCUGCUCACCAAAGAGCCCAAUGGUCACAGGGCUUUCUACAUAUCUGCCUGGAUUUCAGAAGUCCUCCUCUGCAAUGGUAACAAAUGGGCCAGAAUGAAGGACAGGAUUUUUACAGACCGCAUCCAGCUGAGGUGGCUACACCUGAUAGCUCUGUGUCUGGAUGCCCCCUGCAUCAGCAUGCCUCACCUGCUCCAGCUAAUCCUGGAUGACAUGGAGCACUGAAAUUAAAAUGUAAAAAUUAAAUGUUAAGAAGACAAAAUGUUCCGAGAGAUAUUAAUAUUGAUCACAGUGGAUUAAUCCUGGAUGACAUGGAGCAUUGAACCCAGCCCCCCCACACACACCCUCACCCCGACCCUCUUAGCCCCAAACACACACACCCCCACCCCCUCACAUGGAGCAUGUCAUCCAGGAUUAGCAGGAGGCAUGCUGGAUGCCCCCUGCACCAGCAUGCCUCACCUACUCCAGCUCAUCAUGGAUGACAUGGAGCAUUGAACCCCAGCCCCCACAUACACACCCUCACCCCAACCCUCACCUGCUCCAGCUAAUCCUGGAUGACAUGGAGCAUUGAACCCCAGCCCCCACAUACACACCCUCACCCCAACCCUCACCUACUCCAGCUAAUCCUGGGUGACAUGUUCCAUGUCAUCCAGGAUUAGCUGCUAAUGUCGUCCAGGAUUAGCAGGAGGCAUGCUGGAUGACCCCUGCAUCAGCAUGCCUCACCUACUCCAGCUCAUCAUGGAUGACAUGGAGCAUUGAACCCCAGCCCCCACAUACACACCCUCACCCCAACCCUCACCUGCUCCAGCUAAUCCUGGAUGACAUGGAGCAUUGAACCCCAGCCCCCACAUACACACCCUCACCCCAACCCUCACCUAAUCUAGCUAAUCCUGGGUGACAUGUUCCAUGUCAUCCAGGAUUAGCUGCUAAUGUCGUCCAGGAUUAGCAGGAGGCAUGCUGGAUGACCCCUGCAUCAGCAUGCCUCACCUACUCCAGCUCAUCAUGGAUGACAUGGAGCAUUGAACCCCAGCCCCCACAUACACACCCUCACCUGCUCCAGCUAAUCCUGGAUGACAUGGAGCAUUGAACCCCAGCCCCCACAUACACACCCUCACCCCAACCCUCACCUACUCCAGCUAAUCCUGGGUGACAUGUUCCAUGUUGUCCAGGAUUAGCUGCUAAUGUCGUCCAGGAUUAGCAGGAGGCAUGCUGGAUGACCCCUGCAUCAGCAUGCCUUCUUUUUAGCAUGGACUUCAUAAAUGUUAAGAAAAAGAUAUAUCGCAGAUCUAAAUUUGGUCAGUCAGCAUUUUCCAUAAAGGCUUGCCAUCUGUGGAACACACUUCCAACUGAAAUCAAAUUGAUUACAGACAUCAGAUCGUUUACAUUGAAGGUUAAAGUUUGGUUAAAUGGAAAUCACAGCUGUAGUCAUUUAAUUAUUGAUUUUUUAUUUUUUUUAUUUAUUGUUUAUUAAUUGUAGUUGUAUUUAUGAUGUAUUUUGGAAAAUGUAUGUUUUAUUGUAAAAUGUACGUAUUGUGAUUGUCAGCCCAACAAGGGACAAUUGUUGAAAAUUAGCAGUAGCUAUAAACUUAUGUGAGUUACAUCAGUUUCAUGUUUUGUACUUGGACGAUGUUAAACUGCACUGUCCCUUUUAAAUAAAUUCAAUCAAGACUAUUGCUGUAUUUUAAAAAAUGUGUAUCAUCAUAGGAUACUCAAUCUACUUUCUUUUCUAAGACAAAAGCAUGAUUUUUAGGAACGCACGAGAACCCGGCAGCAAGUGUUUUACAGGUCCAAGGUGUGUUUAUGUCUUUUAAAAUAUACUGAUAGGCAUCCUCUGACACAACAUAGUAUCUUUGUACUGCGUGUCUAAUCCUAGAGAAAUCAACCCCGUAUUUUAUUGCAUAUUGUAACGUAGUGCGUACCUGUAUUAUGCUUUGAAAAUGUGAUACAUGUAAUGUGAUCAUCAAAGAUAAACACAGAUGGCUAAAAGAAAUGUUUGAUGGUAAAAAGGAAACAAGUGUUGUGCUGCUAAACUUUGAGGUUCUAAGUCACCAGCGUUUAAAUAAGAAAAUGCAAAGAGGAAACUA
Pelmatolapia mariae (spotted tilapia) is the source of this 2699-nucleotide messenger RNA. Its product is annotated as ribosomal biogenesis protein LAS1L-like. Gene Ontology annotation, biological process: maturation of LSU-rRNA; maturation of 5.8S rRNA. The transcript has 2 exons. The coding region runs from base 1 to 840 and encodes 279 amino acids. Gene Ontology annotation, molecular function: endonuclease activity. The record is from RefSeq and is a predicted model, not a curated record. NCBI's taxonomy places the organism in Eukaryota, Metazoa, Chordata, Actinopteri, Cichliformes, Cichlidae. Gene Ontology annotation, cellular component: Las1 complex; preribosome, large subunit precursor.